CCAACUUUCCCACACACAGCAGUCGCAUCAUGGCUAGCUAGAUAGUAUACACACCAUGGCUUACGCUCUGCAAAUAGUUAUUUUGUUGCAAUUAUUUCUCAGAGUUCAGGCUAUACCAGACGUGGACUACAUACGGAACACGUGUAAAGGAAGAUGCGAAACAAGUCUGAUUUAUUCCGGUCAAGGAAGUGAUUUAUUUUGUGACGACGAUUGCAGCUCCCAUCAGUGCCAUGAUGGAUGUCUUGUCUUUCCAAGCGUCUUGUCCAGCAGCUGUCCCCAGGAGUGUUCCAGCAUUAUUCAAAAGAAAGUCAACCAGACAGGACAAGCAGCUGCUCAAGACGAGAUGAAAAACUGCGUGCAAGGAUGCAUUUUCGCAUUAGAUAAGUACGCCGAGGAAAUGCAAGAUGUGCUAAUGCCUAUGCCACAGCCGACGUUGGUGAGGAGUACGAAGGGUUCCACUUCCGUCGUGCUGCAAUGGCCUGCGUCCUUGGAAGGCAAUGUGACCUACCUCAUCCACAAGAAGACCUGGGAAACGAGCAGCAACUGGCAGCCCCACCGGAACGCCACUUUUUGCGAAAAUCGGAGGAUUAAGAUCGAGGGCUUGCACCCAUACGUCACAUACCAGUUCAAGGUGCUGGCCGUUGUCUCCCCUUUGCAGCGCCAUGUCUUCGAAUCUCCAGAAACUGUGAACAUCACCACUAAUCCAUCCGGAGUACCUGCCUCUGCGCCUACGAUAACGCGUUUGUCGGCCCCAUCACCAACGGUUAUAUCGAUCUCCUGGGAGCCGCCCGUGUUCCCCAACGGGAAGCUGGUGGGUUACAAGAUCAAUCUGGACCCGGUCGGACACCCUGAGGUGCCGAAGACAAUGCUGGAAGUGCCAGAGAACCUGACUUCCUGGACCUUCAGUCAGUGUCAGUCUUCUCAACUGUACCGCUUCACGCUGUCAGCCUGGAAUGCGUUUGGCAUGGGCCCAUCAGAUACUGCCAACAUCACCACGCCCAAUCCUGGUAACUUGUCAGCCAGUGAAACACCAUAUCUCAUCUUUGGCGCAGAAAACAAGGUGAUAUUAAGCAACAUUCUAGAUACCACAAGCAUCCCAGACACCAUACACAUAGCAAGUCGGGAGGAUGUGAACAUCACUGCUGAAAUCUUGUAUGAAACUAGUAACGGGUCCAUCGAAGGAAUUGGGAUUCAUAUUCGUCGCCAGCUUUUAAUUCUGAGUGACAGUGAAGGUCGUGUCAGCAUUGUUUCAAUCUCUGGAAAGAGUGUCAGCCCAAACAUGUUUCCAAGCCUCUUGCAGCCCACUGCAGUUUCAGUUGACUGGUUAGCAGAUCGCAUCUACAUUGCAAGUCAGAGAAGGAUCUACAGCUGUCCGCUUGAUAGGGACCGGUGUAUUGUUGUUCUCAACAACCUGAAAGGCAGUCCAACUGACAUUAAAGUUGAUCCGGUGAAUGGCUAUCUCUAUUACGCUAUUCCUGGAAAGAACCAAGGUCUGUUCAGAGUGGAUCUGGCUUCUCUUCCUGCAUCCUCAACAUUUCAGCCCAGUCAGAUUAUUGGAUACGAUGAUCUGUGGACCUUUGUGGUGGAUUUCCAAAAUGCUCAGCUCUACACCCCAAAUGCUUCUUCUGACACUGUCAUGUCCAGCUUUCUAGAUGGCUCUGAUAUAAAAAAUUUUAGAGAAAAAGUUGUAAAAAGAGAAUUUCAGAACAUGAGGAGUAUGAUGUACUAUGACAGGGCAUUUUUCUGGACAAAUGGCACAAUAGUAUGGUUUGAGGAGUUUGAUCCAGGCUUUACUCAGUAUCGCCACAACAUGAUGCUUUUCUUCUACAAGUCAUACUGUGGUCUUAAUCUCCUUCAUCCUAAGGCUCAACCAACACCUGUGCCACUGACAUCACCUUCAAAAGUUGAAGUUUUGUUUACACCAAACAGAGCACAGAUCACCUGGAAACCACCACAGAAACUACAAUAUCAAGGAGAGGGAGCAUGGAAUCAUUGGAAAUAUGAUAUUGAAGUGAAGAGUGGAACAAAGGAGGAUGGGAAUUUCGUACCAUACAUCCAGACUGCAGAGACAGAGUUUCUGAACUAUACUGCAGAUGGACUUGAAUAUGAUACAGUCUACUUUGUAAGGAUCCGAGCAAAAUCUGAUGCUGGUACUGGUCCAUGGUCAUCCUAUUUUGUUGGAAGAACAAUGGAAAAAGAGUCUGUUGCUGUACAUGUCCUUCUUGGGGUGCCUGGUAUGAUCAUUGAAAAAGAUCUCAACAGCUUGGCCCACUCUUCUGUGGUUAACUUCUCAUCUGAAGCAAGAGACCUUUCAUGGUUUGGGGACUUGAUUCUGUGGACAACAACUGGAGGGGAUAUGUUUAUGUUUAAUCGUACUAAUGGAGAGAAAACACAGCUGACUAACAUCAGAAAUGCUUACUGUGUGGCUUACGAUUGGUUGGGAAAGAAAAUAUUCUGGUCGGAGCCCAAACUUGGAGUGAUUCGACGAUCGGAUACAAAAGGGUUGUUUCCUGAGUUCGUUUACCAGGCAGAAGCCAGGGACAUCUCCAUUGAUUCCGUGAGAGGACGUGUUUAUUGGGCUACCACCAACUCCAUAGACACAGCAUACCUUAAUGGGGAAGAUCACAUGGAGAUUUACUCUGUGCAAUUUUUUUCUGGCCGCCAGGUCAUCAGUCUUGUCCUCAACUUUGAUCUCAACAAAGUCAUGUGGUAUGUGAAGGGUUAUGACAGUCAAGAACUUUACUUUGCUGAUUUGAUUGGCAUUGGAGGGGGAAGCUCACAGCCAGUGCUUGUUCCAGAGAGACCUGCAGGAAGUUUUCACAGUAUUUCCCAACUUUCAGGUCUUCAGUACUAUUCUCAUCGCCUGUUCUGGGUAGAUGGGGUCAAUUCUCUUGUCGUGGGUGAUCUGCAGUGUAACUAUACAUCUGUCGUUGCUCCUUACAACAAUGUAACCAGCUUCAGCAUUUUGCAUCCAUCAAUGCAGACUUUUCCAGUUGGAAAGACAGAGGAAUCAAUUUUAGUUAUUCCUGGAGCCAUUAAAUCUCGCUCCAUUCGCACUGUUGGCUCAUGGUCUAAUUUUAACCUUACCUGGGAUGCUGCAAGUACCGUCAACUAUGGCACCUUGUUCUAUAAGCUCUUCUUACAAAUUGGACGGCAGCAAAUUCACAAGACAUUAAAAGAUGCUUGGUACACGGUGCAAGGAGUAUCUCCAUAUACCCAGAUGGUUGUGUCUCUACAGCCGUACACCUACUGGGGUUAUGCUGAGCCAGUCACAGUGUCUGUUAGGUCACCAAUGUCGAUACCCACUGAGCCGCAGUCACCACGAGUUUACGUGACACAGCCUAAAAAUGCCAACAUUUCUAGCCACUUGCUGGCUGCAGACUUCCGCUGGUCCUCACCACUGGUGAGCAAUGGCAUCCUUAGUCGCCAUCUUGUCACCUACUGGCAAGGCAACCUGAUGCACUUGGCUGAGACUGUGGAAGUUUCUGGCUCAGCUCGACAUUUUAUCCUCUCUCCACUAGAGGCAUCAGAAAUCUAUCACUUCCAGGUAGUUGCUUGUACAGAUGCAGGUUGCAGUAAAAGUUCUCAAGCUGUCUCAGCAGUCACUGAUGCUGUUAAGCCAGUUCCUAUGCUCAUGAUAGCAAUGCCCACAGGAGUGUUUCUGUCAGAGUUUGACAGUGAUCUCAAUGCCACAUUGGUAUUGCCUGUAGCCUCACCUUCAUCUUUGGCAUACCUGGCACAGGAUAAUCGUACUUUCUGGAUAGAAAAGCAAAGCGUGCUCCAUGUCCAUCAGAACUCACAGCAGAAAGAGCUUGUGGAGAUGUCUGGACUGGGCUCAGACCUCAGCUUAGACUGGAUUAGUCGUGUGCUGUAUGUGGUGGAGAAAGAGCCUAACGAAGGGAACAGCAGCAUCAUGGGAUAUUAUCUUGACCAGGACCGCUACACAACCAUCAUCACAAGGAAUGAUAGCAUUGGAAGUGUUGUUUCUGAUCCAUACACCAGUACACUGCUGUGGACAGAAAUCGACAAAGAUGGUCGUGGAAGUCUCUUGGCUUUAUCCUUGGACACAGGAGACAUUUAUGUUGUCCAUAGUAGCUACCACAGGGGCAGCUUACCCAGAAAGCGAGCCACCUUUGCUUCCUGCUCAUGUGUUGAUCUGAUGAACGUCUUGCCAGCCAUUGCCAUGGACUACACUACUAAAGGGCAAACAGAGGUCGUAUUUAUGGAUGCUACAACCAACACUAUAUACGUUUCUGACAUCGUUGGAUGCAACUGCAGCAUUGUGUUUUCUUCCAAAAGUAGUCCAUUGGCCAGCCUUCCUGCCUCAUUGCUUGCUGUAGACCACAUGCGAGUGUACUGGUACAACCAGCGUGAGGAGCUGCUGUAUAGUGUCAACAAAAGCACAGACAGCAAGCCACGGUUUCAGCACCUUCCAAGAGUGCAAGACAUCAUUGCCUUUGGCAACCACUUGCAGCCUUUGCCUGACUCGGUCUGCCUUGAGCCUGGUGCAUAUGCAGGCACUGUCCAGGUGCUUCAUGUUACCAAUACUAGCGUCCAGCUGGGACUGGAGCGUGCCAAGCGGCCUGCACAAUGUGGAAGCAUCAGUCUACCUCAAGACAAGUACACUGUCUACUACAGAAAGGUUGUGGAAGCACGCGAUGGCUUCGUUGACUGCAGUGCUGUACCCAGUGACUGCCUGACCAAGGAAUCUUACAGUACAGAGAUUGAUCUGUUGGAACUUGAGCCAUACACAGAGUACCUGAUACAAGUGGCAGUGAGCAAUUACUACACAGAAUACAUGGCUGAAGCUCUCAGCAAGCCCACCAAUUUCACCACCAAACCUGGGGUGCCAUAUGCAGCAGAAGAUGUUGAAGCAUUUUCUGUGACUCCUGAAGAAAUAAAAGUGUUGUGGCGGCCUCCCAGACGACUUAGUGGACCAGCCAGCAAUGUAACUUAUGUAAUUCACUACAAUACAUUAACAGACCAGGGACAGUUUAUUGGGAAAACUGAGAACCUUGCCCAUGAUCAGGCAGUCAAUGGAGCAGUUAAUGCAAUUUUGAGAGACUUGAAAUCAAACCACAUAUACAAUGUCAAGGUUCAAACCUGUGUAACUGGGCGAGACAUGUGUAAUGACAGUAUUGUUGUGCAUCCCCGCACAUUCCACACACCUGGUCAAAUCAUUUUUAUAAAUGCCACACAUGAAAAGUUAGUCUUGAAGUGGCAUUCACCCCCAGACAACAGUAUCAUCAGACACAACUAUGAAUUUGUCAAGGUUCAGGAAGGUCAGGAUGAUAGGUGGCAACAGCGUGAAAUAUUUCCCAUCUUCACGCAGAAUGAUACAGAUUAUGUAGAGUCCUUCCCAAAUCUGGAACCAAACACUCGCUACCAGUUUCGCAUCAUGGCAUCGUAUCGAACUCGCCCAUAUCCACUCUAUGUUUGGCCAAAAGAGCAGAAUCAGUUCAUAUUUAAAACAAUGGCUUGGAUUCCAGGCAAGCCAUCACCACCCAUUGCAAGGCAUCUGAAAACUGGAGCAUAUGAAGUCAUGUGGGAAGAGCCUAAAGACAAUGGAGCUUCCAUUCAGUCAUACAUUUUACAGUUCAGUGCUGUAAACAAGUCCCCUUGGGAAAUUGCCUACAAUGGUAGUGAGAGGCGAUGGGUGGUUGAUGAGUCCCGCACCCACCCAGGUGUACAGUAUGUGUUUCGGGUUGCAGCAUUUAAUGCCAAAGGUUGGGGACCCUAUAGCCUUAACAGCACUGUCUUUCUUGCACCUCCAGCUGUUGGAAGCAGCAUCCUUCGAGAUGAAAUGGAGGUCGGGAUUGCAGUGGCUCUCUGUAUUAUUAUUGUCUUCAUUAUCGUAUUCAUCAUCGCUGGAAUCUUCUGCUUCCGCAAACGCCAGAUAAAAAAGAAGAAACUUCUUAUACGAGGACCUGAUACAGAGCUGGCCACUCUUCGAGAGCUUCCUCAUUCCACUUUUCAACAAAGCAACACACUUUAUGGAUUGAGUAUAAUCCCAACAGAUGAAGAGAUUGCUAAGCUACCACAUGUUUGUCGUGAAAAACUUGAUCUGACACAGUUUCUGGGUAGUGGGGCAUUUGGUGAAGUUUAUGAAGGUGUUGUUCACGAUGUUCUGCCUGACAGACCAGGGCCAGUUAAAUGUGCUGUCAAGACACUACGUAAAAGUGCCACAGAGCUAGAAAAAGAAGAAUUUUUAAAGGAAGCUUUGCUUAUGAAGAAUUUUGGUCAUGACCAUAUUCUGGGUCUGCUGGGAGUUUGUCUGAAUAAUGAUCCUCAGUUCAUCAUCAUGGAGCUUAUGGAAGGUGGAGACCUGCUCACUUUUCUUCGAUCAUCUCGAGGCAGUGCUACAUCACCUCCAAGACUUAUGUUACCAGACUUGGUCAAGAUAUGUGUUCACGUAGCCAAAGGUUGCAACUACCUGGAGGAUAUGCAUUAUGUACACAGAGAUUUGGCAGCUCGAAACUGCCUGGUGUCCACUACUGAUCCUCGCAACAUGGUGGUGAAAAUUGGGGAUUUUGGACUAGCAAGAGACAUUUAUAAGCAUGAUUACUAUCGCAAGGAAGGUGAGGGUCUGCUGCCUGUGCGGUGGAUGUCACCAGAAUCACUUGUUGAUGGGGUUUUUACUACACAGUCUGAUAUCUGGGCAUUUGGUGUGCUGACAUGGGAAGUGUUAACUUUGGGGCAGCAACCAUACCCUGCUCGCACAAACAUUGAAGUCCUCCACUUUGUCAGGGCAGGAGGAAAGUUGGAACGGCCGGAAAAAUGUUCUGAUCAAAUGUUUGCCUUAAUGCAAAAGUGUUGGAGUUUCACACCAGAUGACCGGCCUUGUUUCUCAGAUUUGCUUCAACAGCUAGAAGAAUAUAGAGACCAGUGUGAUGAAAUGUCUGCAGCAGAGAUUGCCCUAUUGUCCCCAACAGGAGCAGAAGUACUGUGCUUCGGUGCCUUCACACCUUUCGCUGCCAGCUGCAACUCCAGCAGUACCUGCAGCAGCAGCAACAGCGUCCUGGAGACCCAGGUUCAAGUGUAUCACGAACAGCCCUCACCCAAGUGGAUAUGCAGGAGAGGGGGUGGGUCUCUACACCUGACUCCAUCCAGCAAGAAAAAGAGGUGGCUGACCUUAUUAGAUGGAGCUGAAAAAGAAAAGCUGAUAGUAGACUUGCCUGGAGUGGGACGGUCUCGCACCUCCUCAGUGGACUCUAAAAGAUCAUCAGUGUCAGAGUCAUCACGGACUCCUUACUUUGAGGCACAGUUCCCUCCUGUGGCAGAAUACGAUGCAAUGGGCUAUUUGGAGCCACGUCCACGCCGAGUGCCGCAGUACCUCCAGCUGCUGAACCAUGCUCCAGAACUUCUUUUGCCUGCUUUUCAGGAUGCGAGGGGCAGCCAGAACCAAGCAGCUGCUGCAGCGUCUUCAGCUGGCUCUCCUCUGGCGCCUGCUUCUUCGUCAACACUUUGGCCAGUAGGACCUUACUCACGGGCAGCUGCGUUAUCAGGAGGAAACAACAGGAACUUUCCCUCGGGGUCUAAAAGUGUGCAUUAUGCCUCUGUGGGUAACCAGCAGUCCCGGAUCUCCUCCCCUAUUUCCUCUAUGACAGAGGCUGCAAAUGGGGAUAGAGGAUCAACAGCUUCAUCCCAGACAUAUGGUGUUGUGUCAGUGCAGGAACCUGUCAGCCAAGUGCCUGACUGUGAAGGUUACGAUGAACAUAUAGUUGUUCAUUUGACAGACCUCAGCAAGCUAAAGGCAUCACAACGGAAAUUCUCUGACCAAGACUUGUACAGCAGCCCUGCACAGUACAACCAGCGACAGCGACUUUCCUCAAGCACCUUGAGUGCAGCCUCGGAUCACCCAUACUCUCGUGUGGUGGACCCGCUGAGUAACAACUACAGCUUCAGUGGCACUGCCAGUAACCACACAUCUUCCGUGAACUGUGCUGGCAGAGACAGAUACCCCAGUCAAAAUGGAAGCCAGCAGUAUUCAUCAUGGGUCAAACCACCAUCCGUGCACAGCAACCGCAGUGCCUCCGAGUCCAGUUCUGUGUUUGAAGAUGAUGAGGGUCUCAGCUGUACACCGCCACCUUACAUCAACAUGCAGAACCAGCAUUCUGGGAGACUUCGGGGCCAGGUCUUUCCUGAGCACAUGCUGGCAGUGGCGAGCUAUGACAUAGCACAAGCUAGUCUUGUUUGAGGGAAAUGCUUGAUGUUGAUUCUAGCUUUGUUAAGGAAUAUGCUGAACCCAGAUUUUUGUUGGCAGUCAUGUUUGAGAAGGCCUCACACCUUGAAACAGACACGUGGUUUCUUAAGCAGUUUUUGAGUGCAGCUUUGCUUGUUGGUGGCUGUGCUCCUAACUUCUUGUGGUGUUCACAUUGUUGUGUACAGUGUCUAGACUGUGUUAUAAUGAUGGAUAAAGCUUCACACUUCAGGAACAGACUGCUCAGAGAGAAUAUGCAUGCAUUUUAAAUAGAGUAUUUGUGGCAUGUGUUUUUUGUGGGCAUGUCGGACAAUGUCCUGCACCAGUUUAUGGACAUGCCUGGUAAUUCUAUGUAGAGGACGAUUUUACAUUGUCCUGAGGACCAAACAGCCUGUGAUUGGAAGUUUUGAGAUACUUGUUACAAAAGGAAAAGUCUCUGAGUCUAUGCACUUGUGAGUUCUGUUUGCUGAAACGAACUGCUGCCCCCUAGAGGCAAUCAGUAUUACUUGUGUGUUGCAUAGUGUUGCACUGCUUCAGUCCAUGCCUAUUAUUAUAGUAUUCUCGAGGCCCUAAAGACGGCAGCUGUCCAUUGGUUGGCUUCAAUAUGCUUGCUGUCAGAUUUUGUGUUUUCUGUUCCUUGCUCGGUUGCUGCAUAUUGCCCAUGAGAAAGGAACACGAAUAGCCAGAUUUACUUUACCAGCAUUAAUCUUUAGCUAGGUUUAAAGAGAUAUUCAGUCCUACAGAACUGUGACCUAGAAAGAUCAAGGUACUGUGCCACUUCACUGUGUUCAUGUGUUACAAAUGGUUGAUUGUUAUUUUUAUUUUUAAACAAUUAUGCUGAAGAAUUCUGGUGAAAUAACUGUGUACAGAUUGUAUGCAAAAUGUGUGAAAAAUUCUUUGUCAAGACGAGUAUGUCAAGACGAGUAUGUCAAGAAGGAAACAAGCAGCAAUGGGACAGUUUUGUUGAGAAAUGUGUAUUUGCUCACACAUAAGAUGGAGUGCUGGUCUUUAAAGUUGUCUGGAAUGCAUUGAAAAUAUUUUUUGAUUUCUUUAAUGUGAUGAAGUGAUCCAUGCACUAAACUUCAGUAUUAAGAUUUUUUCAUUAUUUUAACAAAAAGAAUGAAUAUAAACUGGUGUUAUUGGAUAAGAGUAUUCAUUUGUUCACUACUUAAACUUACAAUUUAGUUCAAAAGGACAUUUUGAAAAACUUAAAGCUUAUUUUAAGUAGAAUGCUAUGUUAAGUGUACAAAUCUAUCUGCUGGGAAGAGUGAGCUACCAAUACAGGAUAACUCGAUCCUGUCUUCAGUGGCAAACAGUUGGAGUUUUAGCUUUGAUAUUUUUUGUGCUUUUAUGUCCAUAGGCACAAAGAGAAGUUUGUAAAGAGAAGGCUUUUCUGUUUAUAUGUCUGUAGGGAAUGUGAGGUUUUGUGUAUCACAUAACAGCUUUGACACAAAUAUUAGAGCUGCUGUAUCUGUGGACAUCACAGCAAAUGCUUUCAAUGGAGUUUUGCUUAUUUUAAGUAGCUAUGGACUUAAUCUCCUUUAUAACCACAGCCCCUGCUACCAUUCUCUCUCACACGCACACACUCACAAAGAGACACACCCAAGAAAGUCUUUUUCCUUCCACAUUAGAAAAUUAUUUCAUAAAAUGUAAUGAUAUCCUUGACUGAUAUGAGGUACACUGCAAUUAUUUUGGGGAAAUAUGUCAAUAUCUUGCAAAGAUGGUGACGUAUGAUAGAUAUCAAGAAAUAUUGCACAAACUUCCAUGAUGGCAAGUAUGCUCAUCAAUUUUACAUUUACAUUACAUAUUACAUCAUAUUUACAUACUUGCGAACAAAUUGCAACUUAGAUUAAGAGAUUCAUUCAAAGAAGUCAUCAGGAAAUAACAGGGUGACCUUGAAUGUUGACAUGAUUCAUGGAGGCUACCCCCAACAAAAGCUGAGUACCUUCCUAAGGCACUAAUGUGGAUGGUUCUUUUCAUGGAUUUGAGCAUCUAGUGGUGUAGCAUUGAUGCGAGGCAGAGAAAUUGUUUGCAAGAUAUUGAUGGAAAAUAACUCUUUGAUGUGAGAGAUUUUCACAGAAAAAAAGCAAGAGUCUAAAUCUCAUAGAUUUUGCUCACUGUUAAUAGUUUGCUUGAUGUUUAAUUCCCAUUGGUAUAAGAUGUAGUACAGCAUUUGCUAUGUAUUCUUUAUAUGUUUAAAAAAAUUACUGUUGAAAAAUGUGUUUCAAAACAAGAAGUUAUUGACCAAAAGAAAUAAGACAGUGAGUCUUAUGCAAAAUACAGUUUUGUGAUUUCCCUGCAAUCAAACAACUACCAUUGUUGGCUUUCAUGAACACACCCACUAUCUGUUUUUCCUCUUUAAAAAUGCAGUGAAAUUAUUGCUCAUAGUUUGUUUUUUUAAUUCACAUUUUCUAUUUUUAAUGUUCUGCAAAAGCAUGAAAAUAAUUACUGAAAGGAAGAGAAUCAUGCAGAGUACAGGAGCUAUAUACACAGUUACAAACCAGGGAAUCACUGAUUUUUCUGUUAAAGGCCUCUUGAAAUAGCUGUUGUCUUAAAAUAUACCUUAUAUAGUUUUGAGAUUGCACUUUCAGUUACCACUCUUACUGUAAUUUGUUAUUCCACCAUUCCCCUCCAGCUGUUUUUACAAUGUUUAAAGCAUAUGGGGAAAAAAAAUCUAUUAUUUGAAAUAACUAUAAAAUCCUGAUCAGUUUCUUUCCUAAAUUAGAUCAGAUUCUAAUGUUAUCCACAGGCAGUAAACUGCUCCUCAGAAAUAAAGUAAAUUUGUUUAAGGGUCGCUGAAGCAUGUCAAAGCUCAAACAUUUAAAUGGUACAUGUGUUCGAUCAUGGAAAAGUGUGGCCAACGGUUUCACUUAAAACAUUUUAACAGCAGCAUGACUUUGAGUUACAUUUUUGUAGGCACAAAUAUUCUUUUACAAAGAUUUGCUUCAAGGUCACAGGUGAAUCAGAAAACUUUAACAUUCAUGAUAUAGUUAAUGUUUAAUGUCAUGUCUGCAGAAUGAUUUUAUUUUUAUGAUGUAGAAUCUGUUGAACAGAUUUGUUAUGCUUAUUUAACCAGAGGAUAGGGGGAAAAAUUCAAGUAUUUCAAGUAAAGUUUGGUGAGAAAUAUGAUGAAAGCUUAACUUGGUUAAAUUAUUUUUUCUUUGAGUAGAAUUAAGCUUUGCAGCACAAACCAGUUUUCAGUACUUAUUAAGAUGUCCAGAGGAAACAUUGUACUAAAUAUAUUUCUGAAUUGCAGUUUUACAUUUUGGGGCACAUGUAAUUAUAGUGCACCACAAAAGCUGAACAGUACAUCGUACGUCAUACGUAUGUCUGUAGGCAUUGGGGGGAAACAAAAGUUAUUCCAGUUUUGAUGUCCAAGGUCCAUGAGAUUUUAUUGGGCCAGUAUUUUAGCUGUCUUUUAAUCUUGCCCAUCCUAUAUAUGUUUUCAAUGUAGCACAAAAAUGUAUUGGGAUAGUUCCCUUUUUUAAAUUGUUGACAUUCCCUCAUUAAAGAGUUCAAAACAGUUACCAUUUUAAUGUCAAAGACAUAAAUAUUUACUUGUUUUUGUAAACUGAAGCUCACAGAUUGGAGCAAUUUCUAAACUGGUUAGACCCAUCUUAAAAUUUAUGACAAAAAUUAUGUUUUUAUGGGAAAAAAUAUGCGUUAUUUUCUUCCCUUGUUUUGAAAUAAAGUUUAAUAAUCAUUAUUUACAGUGAACUCUUGCCAGCCUUGGUUUCGAUUUCUGAAUCAUCAGAAGAGCUUUCAUCUAUAAAAGUCACUUCUGAUUUUUCUGCAUGCAUAGAUAGUGAACUAUGGCUUGUCUUCAUUGCACAUCAGCUGGAAGCCUUGUGUGAAUAUUUCCUCAGAAAGUUUUUAAAAGUGCUUGUUUAUUGCUGAUCAUGUCUUUUCUCUAUAUUUUUAAUGAACCGUAUCUUUCAGUUGUGUGCUGGGUCACAAAGUUGAGCACAUUCCUUCAGCUGUCUUCGUUUUCUUCUGCAUUUUGCAAACUUUCAUUGAGCAUAAAUCAUUUUUUCAAAUUGUUCCAUUAUUUUAGCAUAUAAUACAUUGAAAGUAAAUGUACGAUACCUUCUGUGUUCAUAUAUUCAUGUUUUUCAGUGAACUAAGUAAUUUUAGUAACGAGUUGAUUUCUGUUUAGAGGAACGAGAAAAAUUGUUUACAUGGCUAUAUUUGUUUCUUUAAAAUAGCCAGUUCCGGCUAGGAAUUUUCAAGUUGGGUUAGACUACGCACUUAGUGCUAUUUGUGUGUUAUUGUCAUUAAUGUUCUAUAUUUUUAUUUGUUUUCAAAUCUGUACAUAUUGAGCUUUGCUUUCUUCCUUUCAUUGGAUUGAAAGGGGAGAUGACUCUUUUCAACUCGUUCUAAAGUUUUGUUUUCCAUCCCAGAUAAUCUUUUCCCAUUCCAGACCCUUAAUCAUCUGCCAGUUGAUUGAUAACAAAUACAAGGUGACAAAACUGCUGUUGUAGUUAAUCUGUACAUUGUGUGAUUGCCAGUUGUUUACCAGAGAUUAGCCUCAGAAGCAAUAGUAGAUUUCAGGAAAAUACUUCUUUUCCAUCUGAUGAUUGAGGAUCAUCAGAAUGUGAAAGUGCACUGUUAAUGUGUUUUGAAGAAAUAAACAUUUGACUCUGUUGUAAAAUGUUGCAACUGUGUUGAUAAAUAUGUUGGAACUCAA
Molecule: messenger RNA, 12887 nt
Organism: Pomacea canaliculata
Lineage: Eukaryota; Metazoa; Mollusca; Gastropoda; Architaenioglossa; Ampullariidae
Product: proto-oncogene tyrosine-protein kinase ROS-like
Exons: 45
Coding region: 56-8197 (2713 amino acids)
Biological process (GO): cell surface receptor protein tyrosine kinase signaling pathway; positive regulation of kinase activity; regulation of TOR signaling
Cellular component (GO): membrane; signaling receptor complex
Molecular function (GO): ATP binding; protein binding; transmembrane receptor protein tyrosine kinase activity
Source: RefSeq, a predicted model, not a curated record